This is a messenger RNA of Paramecium octaurelia, 2893 nucleotides long. NCBI's taxonomy places the organism in Eukaryota, Ciliophora, Oligohymenophorea, Peniculida, Parameciidae. The record is from the annotation of a GenBank genome assembly.
AUGUUUAGUACAGAGGAAUUUAUUCGACAAUAUUAAAACCUAGCUAAUGCUGAUAAAACCAUUAGUCAUCAAGCAAAUCAAUACAUUCUCAAACUACAACAAAGCAAUGAGGCAUUCGCAAUUGCAAAAGAAUUGUUAGAUCAACCGAAUAUACAAUAAGAAUAUUAAUUCAUAGCAUGCUAGAUGAUAUACAGAAGAUUGAAAGAAGAAUGCAAUAUUGCUAUCCAACCCUAUCUUCUAGAAUUAUUAGCAAGACCCUUACCAACUGUUGCUAUGAAUUAGGUCUGUUCUUCUUUGGCGGUGAUCAUAGUUGGUAAUCGAUCACUAUGGGGAGGGUAUAAUUUAAAAUAAAACUAGAAUAUUACAAGAGUUGAUUUAGUUGAUGAAAGCCAAAAUGACAAUAGGAAUUGAAAUUUUAACAUAAAUUGCAAUAUAGGGCAAAGAAUGGUAUAAAAAAAGCGAAUAGUUAAGAUUGUAAUAGGAAUUCAUUACUUAAGAAAAUACGUUGUCUGAGAUAUUCCUGAAUUUGCUCUGGGUGUAAGACUUGAGCGUAUUUAACUAAACAGUGUAUUGUAUUGAAUGUUGGGUGCAAUUCUCAUUUAAUAUAUUCAAAGACUUGAAAUUAACUCAAUAAAUACUAAGUUUAAUACAUCAAACACUUUCAACAAAUGCUACCGAGUAUAGUGAUAAAUUAUUUGCCUUAUUAAAUGAAGGUGUCAUCUUCUCAUAGUACAAUAGAUAAUAGAAUGUAAAUUCGAUUGAUGCUCCAGUGUUAUAAAACUUAAAUUUGAUUCUUGAAUUCAUCAUAAAAAUCUACAGUCCUCAAAUGUCAAAGGGAUAUGCCUCAUUUGUAACUAAAUUUAUCUGUGAUUUCUAUGCGAUAGUUUUCAACUCCAAAUAUGAACAGGCAGUGUUUAAUUUGAUGGGUAACAUUGUGAGUAAUCCAUCGAGGAAGAUUGCGUUUUAAACAUUCGAAUUUUGGAGCUAGAUGAGAGAAUAUAACAAAUUACAAGGGUUUGGUUUGAAUAUAUUAUAAACAAUGAUCGAUAAAUGUAGAAUGAAGACAAUCAAAUUGACAAAGGAAUUUCUAUUAGGAGAGCCCGAGGAAGAGGAUGCUGAUUAUAAUGUUAAGUAUUAUGAAGGAGGUUAACAUUUUAUAUCGACCUCUGAUUUCAGAGAACAUUCUAAGGAUAUUUUUUAUAGCAUCUAUAAAAGUGCUGAAAUGAAUAUGCAAUCAGACUAAUACUUUCAGAUCGUGUUGACUAAUUUGGUUAUUUCAAGUCCUGAUUCUUAAAUGCAAAUAAUUCAAAGUGAGUCAGCAUUGUUUUCAUUAUGCUCAAUCAUAGAUGAGGCAGACAUUUAAAUCAACAAUCAACUCAUAUUGCAAAUAGUUCAAUUUAUUUUGUCAUUACCAGUUCAUCCAAACUUUGACAUCAUCGUUAAAACAUCCUUAUAAAUGUUUAGUGAGUUCACCAAUCAAUUGUAAUUGAAUAGUGAGAUUUUGCUUCAAAUUACUUAAUACUUCUUCAAAUACAUGCUUCAUCCAUUAUUGGGACCUUUGGCAGGAGUGUACUUAUAUAUUAAUAUAUGAUUUUAGAGCAUUUGAAUAGAUUUGCAAUUUAAGCACUUUGAAUAAUAUUUAAUUAAUAUCUGAAAGUGUCAAAUUCUUAGAGUUGCAUUUUAGUGAGUUCAUCAAUCAAUCCCAAGUGAGUAACUACAUUGAGGGAAUAAUAAAGUUGUGUUACAGAUUAUUUACAUAAGGAAGCACUGAGUGUUUAAUAUAGGUAAAAAUGAGAGUAAUUAUAGUUAUUCAAUUUUGCAAAUCAUCAAUUUUAACAAGUCAAGAAUCCUUAAGUAACUGAAAAGGAAUUUAAUUACAAUAACACUUUAGUCAUUACCAUAAUUUAAUGGAUGAAUUUGAAUGCCAGAGAGAAUGAAUAAAUAAAGUAAUUAUUAGAUCUAUUAUGCCAAUCAAUAUUUGAACCGUUGAUUGUUGUCUUACAAGGGUAGUAAAAUUGUGCUUUAUAUGAUGAAUUUUUCAAAUUAAUUCGAAUUAUAUUGAAAGUGUCAAACUACUAAAAUUAAUAAUAGGUAAUUCAUCUGUUGUAAAUUUCCUAUUAAGUAUUUCAUUCAGAUCCAAUUUAAAAACAUAAUUGGUUAUAAUUAAUAACUUAAGCUAUUGGUAGAUCUGCUGAUCAUUAAUUUGUUGCUCAGUGGGCCAAAGUAAACGAUUAUUAAAUUCAUUUAUUUUGUAUAGAAUAAUUCAAAUGUUGGAAGGAUCCAGAUUUAAUGAAGGUCUAUGUUGAAUAUGUCAAGGAAUGCAUAAGAUGUUGUCAAUCAGUACUAUUUGAAUCACCUUAUUUGUAAUAAAUAAUUGAUGUGAUUUGUGAUGCAUUUUUAACACUUAAUUCAUAUGAAAUGCAAAGAGAAAUUCUACAUUUUUUUAAGUAUCAUAUAAAUUUAAUAAGUUAGAAUUUUAUUUUAGUGUGUAGAGAAUAGUUAAGAAUACUUCAAUCCUUUGGUGCUCAAGAUUAUUAAGACUCUAUUUAUGUCCAUUAGUGACAUAAAUCCUGCAAUUGUGUUUUAAGUAGUAUAGAUUUUAGUAUUGGUUUUGUAAAAAUAAGUGAAUCCUAAUGAUCUAGAAGAAUUAAUUUAUUAAACAUUAUAACAAAGUUGGGGAAAGGAUAAACCAAUUUAGAAAGUAAAGUUAGUCAGUCAAGCCAUUAUUACAUACUUAAUAAAAUCUGAGUAAAGUGAAGUAAAUAGGAAUUUGAAAUUAUUACUUGAAAAUUUAAGACCUAUGAGCGAAGAAGAAAUCAAUUAUAUGUAAUUGGAAUUAGUAAUAAAGCGAAAAUGAUUGAAUUUUUAUUGAAUGUGUACCCUAAAAAUUUCA